Molecule: messenger RNA, 1706 nt
Organism: Neurospora tetraspora
Lineage: Eukaryota; Fungi; Ascomycota; Sordariomycetes; Sordariales; Sordariaceae
Exons: 1
Coding region: 408-1556 (382 amino acids)
Source: RefSeq, a predicted model, not a curated record
ACUCGGUCAGCCUUGCAGCGCAUGUGGAGGGAUGAGACCAACUUGACUUUCAUUGUUUAGCGCUAAACACCACUAAAAAGCACCACCAAAAUACAAACAACUGGCCCUUUGCAGCCUGGCCAGAUUGCAACCUACGAGAGCUCCCUGCAUCUGCUGCCGCUCUUCUUUCUAUCCAGCCAAUUUCCUACGUUCUUUGUGUCUUCUGGACAGGACGUGAUCCCAUUCUCACAGUUUCAGGUUCUGUCGCAUUCGUACCUUAUCUUGCAAUGUCCAGGUGACAAAGAGCCAAACAUCCCUCCACGACUUAGAAACACUACGACCCGCGCGCGUGGACAAUUAGCCCAACAACCGAUCGAGCGAGCUAAACGUCAUUGCCGAAUUACCUACACACGACAUCGAACAGCAAAAUGUCCGACCUCCUCUCCCUCUUCGGCUGGACAUUCCUGCCCAAUCUCGUCACCGGCUGGGUCCAAUCGCUCUACUACGGCAUCACCAUCCGCGCCGGCUCGCCGCGCCCCAUGCCCGGGACCCCUCGAUACGCCGAACACCGCCGACGCAUCCACAUCCUCGUCGUGACCGUCUACCUCCUCUACACCAUCUACGAAGCCCACUACGAGCUCGUCGUGCGCGGCUCCAACUUCUACGGCGACCUAGGCGUCAGCCCCGACGCGAGCGAGCGCGAGAUAAAGAGCCGGUUCCGCCGGCUGGCCGCCCUCUACCACCCCGACAAAGUGGUUACAGGACAAGGACAACAAAGCCAAGAGGAGGUAAACAAUUACUUCGUACACCUAAAAACAGCCGUGGACACGCUCACGGACCCCGUGCGCCGAUUUGCGUACGAGCGGUUCGGCGUCGACGCCGUCGCCUGGGCCGGGCCCAACGGGAAUGGCAAGGGAGGAUGCAAAACCCACCGCGACUUCGUCAUGCGCGGCGCCCAGAUGUUGUUGUCCUACUACGGCCUCGCGGCCGCGGUGCUGUACGGCUUGGGCCUGCUGGGAUACCUGACGUGGGGCCGGUACGAGCGGUGGCUGGUGCUGGCGAGCAUGUUUGUGUGGGAGGCGCACACGGUCAUGAGCCCCGGGCGGCCGGCGGUGUUUGAGCACUUCCUGAACCCAUUGCUACAACGGGUGACGGGUGUGAUGGGCAGGUAUUACUUGCCGUUCCAGGCGGUGGCGCUGAUGAGGAAGGUUAGCGUCACGGUGUAUAUUGCUAUCUCGCAGAUUGGCCCGUUGUUGACGGCGGAUACGUCGAGUGGGCAACUGGUUGCGAAGAAUAAUGGGGCGGGAGGCGGCGAUCAGGAGGAGCUGCUGAAGCAAGGGCUGGAGAGGCUGGAGAUGAUGAGCAAAGGGUUGGAUCUGGAUACAACGAGGCUGGUGGAGCUGGGGAUUGCGCCGUUUGCGGGGGAUCAGGAGGCGCUGAGCAGUAUGAGGGGGAAGAUCAAGGAGUGGUUGGUGCAGAAUACGAUUAGGAAUGAUCCCAUGGUUAGGGAUGCGUUGGGGAGGGGGUUGCAGAGGAGGAGGGUGGAUGCGCCGGCUGGAGCGAGGGGGACGAAGUGAGACAGAGUUGGUGAUGUCGGGGCAGAUUUUAGUUGGGCUUUCUUUUCGAUUCCACAUUUCAGGUUAUUUUAGCAAAGCGAUUAGCCAACCGUUUUUGAGUUUAUGAUCAUUUGAAAGUCAUUUACUGUGGUGAAGAGAACUCCUUGACGA